CAGUUCAUGCGUAGACGGAAACUGGAGUCGUAUUAACUGAGGGGCCGAAACAAAGUAGUAUCGUUAACCGAUAGUUAAGACAGAAUCCAUAUUUAUAGUUAUCCAUUAUUAUUAAUAUCUGGCAAACGAUUAGAAGUUAGAAGAAGAAGUAAAGACAAAGAUGGAGUCUCAAGCACAGUGGAAUCCGCUUCUAUCAUUUUCAAGGUUUAUCCACCAAAAUUGUCUCCACCUUGCAACUCGUUUCGAACACACAAAACGACUUGCCGGAACCCUAAUUCAAUCCCACACUCGUACCAAACCCGCAUUCGCCGCUACUCUGACUUCCAACCACGUCGUCAAGUCCCUUGCCGGCACCUCCGUUUACACCGUUAGCAAUUCCAAUAAUGAAUUCGUUCUUAUGUCUGAUCUCGAAGGUGUUAAAUCUAUUGGUUUGCUUUGCUUUCGCCAAGAGGACGCCGAAGCAUUCCUUGCUCAGGUUCGUUCGCGGAAAAAGGAACUCCGUGGCAAUACUAGGGUUGUUCCCAUAACUCUUGAACAGGUAUACAUGUUGAAGGUUGAAGGAAUUGCGUUCCGAUUUUUACCCGAUCCAAUUCAAAUAAAGAAUGCACUGGAGCUCAGAGCAGCCAACAAGGGAGGUUUUGAUGGAGUUCCUGUUUUUCAGUCAGACCUUUUGGUUGUGAAGAAGAAGAAUAAGCGCUAUUGCCCUGUAUAUUUCUCUAAGGAAGAUAUUGAACAAGAACUAUUGAAGGUUUCCAAGGCAUCUAGAGGUGCUGGAGUUUCUCAGCAUAUAAUGGUUGGUAGCUUCGAAGAUGUACUAAGAAAAAUGGAGAUAAGUGAAAAGAGAUCAGGAUGGGAGGAUUUGAUUUUUAUUCCCCCAGGAAAAAGUCACUCUCAACAUAUACAAGAAAUUAAUGCUUAAUUCCUAGAGCACCCAUUUAAGCUAACCAUAGUUUUUUGUGGUUUUCUUGAGCAAAUUGGAGGUUAUUGUUUCACAUUCUAGUCAGCCGAUGAGAUGUCAGCACCUCUGCCUUCCAGUAGUUUCUUUUCUUUUCCUCUCAAUAGAAAUUCCUUCUCGUGCAGAUACUGCUUUAAGGAUUCCCAAUGCAUAUAAGGUAUAUCUAUAUGUGAAAGAGGACAUAACCACCAUUGUUGAGUAUGUUAAAUACUAAAUGUAUGAGAUAGUUCCUACUAAUACAUGUACAGUUUUUUCAUUUUGGCGACAGCUGUAACCCAGCAGCUUAAAUUAUACUUUUCCAUGAGUUAAGGGAAGAUAGUGGUAUUCGUCAA
Molecule: messenger RNA, 1287 nt
Organism: Cicer arietinum (chickpea)
Lineage: Eukaryota; Viridiplantae; Streptophyta; Magnoliopsida; Fabales; Fabaceae
Product: protein TIC 22, chloroplastic
Biological process (GO): protein transport
Cellular component (GO): chloroplast
Source: RefSeq, a predicted model, not a curated record